GUUGAAGAUCCCUGAAAUGAGAGUUUGCUGAGCGCUGAAGAAGAGGAACAAUAACUUUGACACCUCUAUUUUGCCGAACCACAAUUCUUAUUGCAUUUGUUGUGUGCUUUCUAUUGUUCCACGAACAUUGUAGCAAUCGCUAAAGAUAAAUUAAUCCCGGCCCCUACCCUGCACACACAGGCCGCAACAUGGAGGAGAUCGAAUUACCAAAAUUAGAAACCGACCAAAAAUCAUAUGCAGGCAUCCCGGAGGCUGUGUUUGUGGACGAUGUGGAGCAGUACAUGAAAGAGUCCGGCAACGAGGAUAGCGUGGAAAAGGUGUUGAAAAACUUUGACGAACAGCACAGCAAGUACCGGUUCAUGGAAUACAACAUGGUAUCGCGCCGGAGGCGGCUGCGGCAGCAAAUUCCGGACCUGACGAAAAACCUCGAAAUGAUCAAGAACCUGCGGGAGCAAACGGACGACCAGGAAACGCAAUUUCUGCUCAGCGAGCAGGUGUUCGUCAAGACGAUCAUGCCACCGACGAAAACGGUCUGCCUGUGGCUCGGCGCGAACGUUAUGCUCGAGUACCCGCUGGACGAGGCGGAGGAGCUGUUGCGCCAGAACAAAAAGUCGGCCGAGGUGAAUCUGCGGUGUUUGGAGCAUGAUCAGGAAUUUUUGCGCGAUCAAAUCACCACGACCGAGGUGAACAUGGCCCGGGUGCACAAUUACGACGUGAAGAAGCGCCAGGCGCUGAAGGCAACGGGCGAGGACAAAGCGUAGACGGCGGAGCAAUUGGCUGGAAAAUCGCGAAGAAAUUACCGGGCGAAGAAGACGAGCUACAAAUAAAGCUGCAUUUCCGAGGAUACAUUAUCGUACCGCUU
Messenger RNA from Anopheles stephensi (Asian malaria mosquito), 862 nucleotides. It is a transcript of the gene mgr, whose product is annotated as prefoldin subunit 3. NCBI's taxonomy places the organism in Eukaryota, Metazoa, Arthropoda, Insecta, Diptera, Culicidae. The record is from RefSeq and is a predicted model, not a curated record. Gene Ontology annotation, molecular function: tubulin binding. Gene Ontology annotation, cellular component: cytoplasm; prefoldin complex. Gene Ontology annotation, biological process: microtubule-based process; protein folding; tubulin complex assembly. The coding region runs from base 189 to 761 and encodes 190 amino acids. The transcript has 2 exons.